GGCGUACAAACCAUGGGAGAGGAUGUUGAUCCCAUCUUUGAGUCAGAGUCGCGUCGCUCUGUGACCCCCUAAGUCGCGAAAAGAUGAUGAGUCGCCGGGCUAAGUCCGUUGUCGCCGUGUACCUGUCAGGGAUUACGGGUUUCAUCCUGGUCGCGUUUGGUCGCGUCAUGGGGUUCCUCCCCGGCGUUCUCGCCUCUCAUUUGGCGUCGCUUGCCGCCUUCCAAUACCCCAGAUCUCAGGCAAUUUGCGAUCCACCAAUUCCGAUCGUAGCCUCGCCCUUGUUGGCUGUUUUGGCGUUCUUUUGGAGUCUUGGGCGGAAAUAGACUCGGCCAGGGUAAGACGUAUCUACGUAUUCAAGCUCAACCUCCCGCGUCGCGCGAGUCUGCAACAGCAUGGGGUCCGGCGGCUACCUGUACCUUUUGUGACAGGUGAGUGGCGUGUACGUAAUCCGGCCAAGUGUCCUCUUCUGCGCCCAGGGUUGGGGCAAAUUUGUCUUUUUCACAUGCCACCGUGGUAUGCCAAAUACCAUACGGGUACGCCGUAUAGACUGACUACAGAGAGAGUCCAUACGACAUCAUGACUCCCACCGAUGGGUUUGCGGGUGGGUUUUCUG
Molecule: messenger RNA, 613 nt
Organism: Aspergillus heteromorphus CBS 117.55
Lineage: Eukaryota; Fungi; Ascomycota; Eurotiomycetes; Eurotiales; Aspergillaceae
Exons: 1
Coding region: 84-323 (79 amino acids)
Source: RefSeq, a predicted model, not a curated record